Penaeus monodon (black tiger shrimp) is the source of this 408-nucleotide messenger RNA. RefSeq names its product glycine-rich cell wall structural protein-like. The coding region runs from base 1 to 369 and encodes 122 amino acids. Lineage: Eukaryota; Metazoa; Arthropoda; Malacostraca; Decapoda; Penaeidae. The record is from RefSeq and is a predicted model, not a curated record. The transcript is spliced from 2 exons.
AUGAUACCAACUCAGCCACAAGCUGAUCCCGAGAUUUAUUUCGUCAACUAUCAAGAUGGCGAGAAUCCGACCCUUCCCUUAGGAGUAGACCUUGAAACUGCUCUCGGCGCCGCUGCAGCAGCCGGUGGUCAGGUUCUAGGAGGUGUCAAUGGCGCUGUUGGAGAAGUUGGUGGAGCAGCUGGAUUUGGUGUGGGUGGAUUAGGAGGCACAGGUGGGAUUGCUGGAGGACAUGGCAGUAAUGGUCUCGGGGGUGUAAAUGGACAUGGUGGCGUUAAUGGAGCUGGUGUUAGUGGAGGAGUUCAUGGCGUAGUGGGAGGAUUCCAGACCAGCUCGGGGGGUAGACCAGCAGGCCUAUACACCACUCCCUAGGUUUCUUUUGAAUACUUUUUUUUUGGAUAACCUUAUGAA